This is a messenger RNA of Populus trichocarpa (black cottonwood), 953 nucleotides long. Its product is annotated as protein NEN4. The record is from RefSeq and is a predicted model, not a curated record. The coding region runs from base 245 to 940 and encodes 231 amino acids. Gene Ontology annotation, molecular function: 3'-5' exonuclease activity; nucleic acid binding. The transcript has 4 exons. NCBI's taxonomy places the organism in Eukaryota, Viridiplantae, Streptophyta, Magnoliopsida, Malpighiales, Salicaceae.
GUCUAAAGGGAAAUGAUUUCCUCCAAACAUCACCAAGGACACAAAGACGCCUCCAUGCAAGGCCUAAUCAAGCUCCUGACUUGAACUGCAAGACAAUCAAUCUCAAAUGUGAAGAAUUCUUUCUUCAUUACAUGCCUUUGGGCUUUCUUGUAUUACUACCCCAUUAUUUGUAACACAGUGAAGACAACAGGAAUUAGCCAAAAAACUUAAAAUUAAAACCAGUUACCAAUACUAAAAACCAGACAUGGAGUCGUCUAGUCCUUAUCCCGUAGGCUCACCAGAGAUUGUGGUCUUCGACUUGGAAACAACGGUGCCCAAUAGAGCCGGACAACGGUUCCGGGUACUGGAGUUUGGUGCAAUAACAGUUUGUCCACGGAAACUUGUUGAGCUAGAUAGCUAUAGUACCCUCAUAAGACCUAAGGACUUGUCUGCUGUUGCAUUGAAGUCUGGUCGAUGUGAUGGAAUAACUCGUGGAGCUGUUUCAAAUGCACCUGCAUUCGAGGAAGUUGCUGAUAAAAUUUUUAGUAUUUUGAAUGGUAGAAUUUGGGCAGGACAUAACAUCCAAAGAUUUGACUGUGUCCGGAUUAAGGAGGCAUUUGCAGAGAUUGGUAAGCCGGCGCCAGUUCCUGCUGGAAUGAUUGAUUCUUUAGGAGUCCUGACUGAAAGAUUCGGCAGAAGAGCCGGUAACAUGAAGAUGGCAACUUUAGCUGCUUAUUUUGGACUCGGCAAGCAAAAACACAGGAGUCUCGAUGACGUUCGUAUGAACUUAGAGGUCUUGAAGCAUUGCGCUACGGUUUUAUUCCUGGAAUCAUGCCUUCCAAGCGUUUCGAAUGCCAAAUGGUGCAACCCUUCAACAAUAGUAACUCGAAGCAGAAGUAAUGGAAAACUGCCGUGUAGGGAAGAAAAUAGCCGAAAAUCACCUCCAACUACUCUUGGAUAGCAAAGAGCAGUUC